AUGAAAGUUCUCGUGGCAGACACCUGGAACCAGGUUGGAGGUCCAAUAGUCGAAGAUUUUCCUUUCGACAGCCACGACACCAACGCAUAUGCCAUCCUCUCCCACCGGUGGGGACCGCCAGAUGAGGAGGUUUCCUACCGCGACUUACGGAACGGUACAGCCCGGGAAAAGGCCUCCUUCAAGAAAGUCCAGUACACCUGCCGACAGGCCGUCACGCACAAUCUGAGAUAUGUAUGGAUCGACACAUGCUGCAUCGAUAAAGAAAGCAGUGCAGAGCUCCAAGAAGCCAUUAAUUCCAUGUUUGAGUGGUACCGAAAAGCACGAGUCUGCUACGCCUAUCUUGAGGAUGUGUCAAAUGACGGCAGGGGCUUGGAAAACUCCACCUGGUUUACCAGAGGCUGGACUUUGCAAGAACUCCUGGCACCGGGACAGCUACGAUUCUACUCUAGAGACUGGUCCUUUGUUGGGGACAAGCGACAUCUCCAGGGACAGCUGGCCGAGAUUACAAACAUCGACAGCGACAUCCUGACUGGUGACCGUGACUUGCGCCAGGAGAGCAUCGCUAAGCGUAUGUCGUGGGCGGCAAAACGAAAGACAUCCAGGCCAGAGGACAUGGCGUAUUCCUUGAUGGGGAUCUUCAACGUGUACAUGCCAAUGAUCUAUGGCGAAGGGGGUGCCAGGGCAUUCGUACGCCUUCAAGAGGAGAUCAUCAAGAAUUCCAACGAUGAAUCCAUCUUUGCGUGGAUUGACAAUUCCGCGUCGGCUACGGAUGAACAGUGGCGUGGCCUUCUUGCCGAGUCGCCUCUCAAUUUUGCACAGUGCAGCGAGGUAGUCCCCCGCAAUAACAGUGCCACGAGCCGCAAGCCUUACAGCUUAGGUAACGGUGGCAUACGGAUUCACCUACCAGUCGGCCAGAACCGGAUGGGCGAAAGGAUUGCCUUGCUCAACUGCUCAGCGUCCACAAACCCAAGCGACAGGAAGUUUGUAUCCAUUCUUCUUCGAAAAGUGACGGUUCAGGGACUGGAAGACGAGUUUGCUCGAAUCGGGGUCCGGACGUUCCGAGAAGCGACAUGCGACUUCAACUCGUUGCCGCCCAAAGCGAUCUAUAUCAAUCAGGACCAAGGGGCACGCCGAGACCAAGGUUUCCCAAAACUUACAUUGCAACUAGCUACAGGGCCUUCCAACGGGUCGUAUUUCGCCACCAAAGUUCUCCGUCCUCCGGGAAAGGGGCCGAGGUUGCACCCGAAGAGUCGAAGGGUCGCUAAAGUGUGGCUGCCAAAGCGCACCCACUCAUCGUUCGCACUCGGCAAGGCUGGCAGGCAGCUCUCGGGCGUUUUGGUGAUAGAGCGCGAGGGCGAGGCCAUGGCCAUCCUGUUAGGUUCUCUGGACAAUGGGGAAGUCGGGUUCCAUGUCGUUGAGUGGGCCAACGACCAUCCCGCGACGCUUGAAAGUUUGCGCCACGGCUUUCGUCCUUCGCCCGCCACAAGGCUUCACGCCGUGGGUCGUCACCUUGUGCGCUUCACCGUGACUACUUCGCAGUGGGACAACCGCAAGUGGUUCAUGGUUGGCCUGGAGAUAACACCGUACGGCAGCCACCAGGAGGCACUCACUUGCACGGAUAGCAUUGCGCAGCGGCCAGGAGGCGAGAUCGGCGCUGGAGAGCAAGCUGGUCCUGAUGAAUUCUUGCAGCCCAAGCCCCUCCUUUUUUGGUACCAUUGCGUACGUGGUAUAGAGGCUGCUUGGGAACAGACCCAAAAAGGCUGGCACGACAUCUGGAAUAGGUAG
Messenger RNA from Thyridium curvatum, 1785 nucleotides. RefSeq lists its product as uncharacterized. The transcript has a single exon. Lineage: Eukaryota; Fungi; Ascomycota; Sordariomycetes; Thyridiales; Thyridiaceae. The record is from RefSeq and is a predicted model, not a curated record. Bases 1 to 1785 code for a protein of 594 amino acids.